CUCACAUGGCAUUUGUUCUCAUCAUGAUCACAAUCAACUUAAUCUAUUAAUAAAAUACUUUCUCUGUUACUUUGAGAUUGGUACAUGGCAAUGACUAUGGACAGUUAAAAUCUCAUAAAUACAGUCCAAUUUCAACCUCAAGCUUCGUACAACCAUAAAAAUAAUAUCAUUCCUAUAGUUUUGAUUGUGCAGGAGCCAUGUCAGCUGUAGUAAGAACUGUCACUUCCCAGAGUACAGGAAACAUUCUAUCUUCUAAUUUAAACUCUGAUUUGAAGGAAAAUACUGAUAUUUGCAAGGAUUUGAUCAAAGAAAUCAGCAAUAAAGUUGUUAUUGCUGAUGGAAAUUCUGCUGUUAAGGAGACUGAAAACAGUAAGAAUGAUGAACAUACUGAGAAGACUCAUCUUAAGGAUGAUGAAAGUUCAAGCAAUCAGAAUCAACUGCUUAUUAGAAACAUUGGCCUUACAGAUGUUAGAGAGAAGAAAAGCCUACAAGUGAAGAUGUUGAGCCUCAAUAUAUAUUCACCUGGUCGAACUGAUGUAGCGUUGCCAAUUCCAUUUCCUUGUACAACUUCCCAAAAUACACUUUUUACCCUCAAAGAAGGAAGCAAAUACCGCAUUACAUUAAAUUUUAACGUCACUCAAAAAGUUGUUAAAAAACUCACUAACAUUUACACAGUUUGGAAAGCUGGAAUUAGAGUGCGCCAAACUACGAAAUUAGUAGGCACGUUUAGCCCACGACAAGAACAAUAUACUUUUGAAUCUGAUCAAGGAAUUACUCCUUCUGGAUUCUUUGUUAGGGGUUCUUUUAUGGUCCGAUCUAAGUUUGUGGAUGAUGAUGGAAACUGUUACUUGGAUACCACUUACUACUUUGACAUUAGGAAAGACUGGGGAGCUUAGAGAGAAGUGUUAAGAUUUCUAACGUUAAUGUAAAAGUAAUAAAAAUGUUGUCUUUGAACUUUUCUAGUAGCCUGUAUUUUUCAAGGAAUUAUAGUUGUAGAAUUGAAGUUCUAGCUUUGUUUUGGUCUUAUUAAUCAUAUGCGAGUAAUAUAUACCUUUAAUUGUUUCGAGGGUUUUUAUGUUAUUAAAACUUCAAACUUUUUUUUUU
Amaranthus tricolor (Joseph's coat) is the source of this 1104-nucleotide messenger RNA. Its product is annotated as rho GDP-dissociation inhibitor 1-like. The coding region runs from base 198 to 896 and encodes 232 amino acids. The record is from RefSeq and is a predicted model, not a curated record. Gene Ontology annotation, molecular function: Rho GDP-dissociation inhibitor activity; protein binding. Gene Ontology annotation, cellular component: cytosol; cytoplasm; membrane. Gene Ontology annotation, biological process: Rho protein signal transduction. The transcript has 5 exons. Lineage: Eukaryota; Viridiplantae; Streptophyta; Magnoliopsida; Caryophyllales; Amaranthaceae.